Molecule: messenger RNA, 1071 nt
Organism: Spodoptera littoralis (African cotton leafworm)
Lineage: Eukaryota; Metazoa; Arthropoda; Insecta; Lepidoptera; Noctuidae
Source: the annotation of a GenBank genome assembly
AUGGCAUUUGUUGUCAAAAUUCUCUUCCUGUCAGCGCUAGUGUACAGCACUAAUGCCGGAUAUUUAAAUGGCCAGCACCAAAGCCCUGACUCAUUCCUGUCAUCUGCGUUAAAUGCACCUUCAGCUUCGUUCGCACCUUCAUCGACAUAUGGAGCACCACAUGGAGGAAGUGGCCCUCAUCACAUUGAAGAGUCAGUAGGAGAUGACCAUGGUCCAGUUCUCUCUGGAGCAUCUCUUCCUGGAAUAGGCUCUAUUGGUGGAUCCGGUGGAUUCGGCGGUCACUCUCUCGGUGGUGGUCACUCUCUCGGUGGUGGUCAUGGAUCUGGACACAGCUCUGGACAUGGUCCCAGCCCAGUAUAUGGACCACCCGGCCAUGGAUCCGGACUCGGCUCUGGUCAUGGUCCCAGCCCAGUAUAUGGACCACCUGGCCAUGGAUCUGGACUCUCUGGCCCUGGAUACGGUUCUCUUUCAUCCGACCUCUCAGUUCCCGGACCAUCUGGCAACGGAUACUCUGAGGGUAGCCUCCUUCUCGACUCGAAUCUGCCUGGACCUGGUGACAAUAGUGGUAGCGGUCUUGGCCCUGCAACUCUUGGAGCCCCGAGAGUCAUUGGAACAACAGUCAGCGUCGGCCGCCCAGUGGCUUCCGCGACCAGAUACGAGUUGCAAUCUGUUGUGCAAAAUGUCGUUCGUCGUAUCCCUGUUGAGGUGACUCGUCACAUCCAGCUCGCCGUGCCACAGCCUGUACCUGUGCCCGUCCGUCAAGAGGUCAAAGUACCCGUGCCACAGCCCUACCCAGUCCACGUUGACGUUGUGAAGCACGUCCCCUACCCCGUAUACAAGACUGAGCACGUGAGCGUUGAGAGACCAGUGCCCGUUGAGGUCGUCAAAGAAGUCCCAGUUGAGGUCAUCAAGAAGGUGCACAUCCCUAUUGACAGGCCGUACGAAGUAAUCAAGAAGAUCCACGUGCCCAUUGAGAAGCACGUGGAGGUUCCCGUCGCCGUGUGGAAGCCCUACCCACUCCACAUCAUCAAGCACGUCACCCACUACAAAAAGAAGAGCUGCUGCUGGUAA